This is a messenger RNA of Microtus oregoni (creeping vole), 744 nucleotides long. RefSeq names its product notochord homeobox (gene Noto). The transcript has 3 exons. NCBI's taxonomy places the organism in Eukaryota, Metazoa, Chordata, Mammalia, Rodentia, Cricetidae. Gene Ontology annotation, biological process: neuron differentiation; central nervous system development. The record is from RefSeq and is a predicted model, not a curated record. Bases 1 to 744 code for a protein of 247 amino acids. Gene Ontology annotation, molecular function: DNA binding.
AUGUCCGGCCCAGAGCCUCAGCAGCCUGCUCUCUCAGGCGCUCAGGUCCAGCCCGGGCACUUGGACCCCUGUCCCUUGGCUGUGUCCCCAGUGGUCCCGCGCCGCCUAGCUCAGGGACGCCUGGAGUCCUCCUUUUCUGUUGAAGCCAUCCUGGCCAGACCUGAGACCCAUAAGAGAGUGGUCACCCCACCGCCGCUCUCCACCUGCACACGUCUGAACCUCUGCUCCGUGUCACAGUACCCGGUCCUGCCUUGGGUGUGCUCUGCAGCGACUUGGCUGCCCGCCUACCUGAGCUUGGGCGUCCACCCGCUUUGCUCCAUGCCCUGCGUACCCGGAUUCAAUGUGGCUCACCUCUUCUGCCAGCAGGGCCUCAGCCUCACAGGCUCGGAGCUGCCUUACUGUCCAGGCCUCUGGAGCCCUCUGGACUGGGCACCUUCCGUGGACCUUCAGGACACAGAGAGACACCAAAAGAGGGUCCGCACAAUGUUUAACCUUCAGCAGCUGGAAGAGUUGGAGAAGGUGUUUGCGAAGCAGCACAACCUGGUGGGGAAGAAGAGAGCCCAGCUGGCUGCCAGGCUACACUUGACAGAGAACCAGGUGAGGAUCUGGUUCCAAAAUCGCAGGGUGAAGUAUCAGAAGCAGCAAAAGCUGAAAUCACCUUCCUCCUCUGCCAUGGAAGAGCCCUCCAGCAGCUCAGAUGGCAGCAUCCGGAGUGAAGAUGCUGAGUCAGGAGCUGGCAGUUAA